Molecule: messenger RNA, 1359 nt
Organism: Rotaria sp. Silwood2
Lineage: Eukaryota; Metazoa; Rotifera; Eurotatoria; Philodinida; Philodinidae
Source: the annotation of a GenBank genome assembly
AUGGCUCUUAACAAUACCACUAAAACAACAACAAACACUUUUGCAACAACACCACAUUUGCCAUUACGUGCAACAAGCCAAAUAGCAUCAAUAGACGAUAGUAUUACUUCACCAACUUUAUCACCAAUUCUCAAAUCAUGUUCAAUACAAAAUCAAAUUAAGCAUACAAGUGAUCAUGUAUAUAUUGUACCAUUGCAAUCAUCACAUAACCAGAUAAAAGUGUUAUCCUCAACAAAUAAAACAAACAAUAACACAGGAACCUCAGUGACUGCUUCAGUAACUAACUCAAUACCAAGAAUAGAGUGGUCAUUCACAAGCAAAGGAAAAGAUUUAUUAAUUGUUAAUAAUCAUACUUUUAAAUUUGAAAAUUGCAAUAUUUGGGUACAAACAACAUUAGAUGGUGUUUAUAUCAAUAUGAAUAGAUCUGAACAUGAUCAUUUUUGUGAUCCUGAUCGUGUUGUUAUAAAAAAAUUAAUUGGUGUGAUUCGUGAACGAUGUAAACAAGAAUUAAUUUCUUUAACAAAUAUCUAUGAACAAGAAGUUAAAAAUGCCAAACUAACGAAAGCACAACUGUGUAGAAUGCCAAGAUAUGAUCAGCUCCAACCGUCUUUGAGUCGUCUGCGUCUGUCACUACUACCGCCACUACCAUCUGAUUUAGAAUUUAUGAUUCCGAAUAAGUAUUCAAUAAAUAUUGAUGGCGAGAGAUUUUUAUUAAAAGAUUUAUCAAAUCAAAAACGAUUUAAACGUUUACUGAUUUUUGCAAGUGAUCGCCUAUUGAAUUUCUUAUUUCAAAGUGAAUGGCUAUUCAUUGAUGGCACAUUUAAAGCAGCACCAUCAAUGUUUACACAAUUAGUUUGUAUAAUCGGUUUUUUUGAAGGUCAAGCUAUUACGUUGUGCUAUGCAUUACUUGAUGGAAAACAUACGGAUGGUUAUCGAGCUAUCAUUAGUACUUUAAAAGAUGAAGCUAAACGACGUGGAACCGUAUUAAUGCCGACCUUUGUGAUGACUGAUUUUGAAGGUGGCUUGAUAAAGGCUGUUGCAGCUGAAUUUCCAGCUGGUACACGUCACGUGGGAUGCUAUUUUCAUCAUUGUCAAUCUAUAUAUAGAAUGAUAUCAACUAUUGGUUUAAAAACAGCAUAUGAAACCAAAGAUAAUGUACGUGAAUUAUGCAAGAAGUUAAUGGCUAUUGCUCUUAUGCCAAUUGAUGAAAUUGAAGAUGCAUUUUUACAAGUAUCGAAAGAUAUAACACAAGAAAACUUUACCGAUCCACGUAUUUCGACUUUAAUUCACGAUCUGAUGAAUUAUUACAAUCACGAAUGGAUUUCUAUGAUAGGUAAAGAAAGGACGGGGGCGCAUCAG